This is a messenger RNA of Ylistrum balloti, 2103 nucleotides long. Its product is annotated as sodium-dependent proline transporter-like. Gene Ontology annotation, cellular component: membrane. NCBI's taxonomy places the organism in Eukaryota, Metazoa, Mollusca, Bivalvia, Pectinida, Pectinidae. The transcript has 15 exons. Gene Ontology annotation, molecular function: L-proline transmembrane transporter activity. Gene Ontology annotation, biological process: sodium ion transmembrane transport. The record is from RefSeq and is a predicted model, not a curated record. Bases 1 to 2103 code for a protein of 700 amino acids.
AUGGAGGAUGCAUCCAAACAGACGGAUAUAGAAGGCAAUGCCUUUGGCAAAAAUGACCUUGAAAGGUCAGCAGAAAUAGAAAACGACACCAAUGUCCAGGAUGCCACCCCUAACAUUGCCAAUGAAGCUGUCAAAUUAAAGGACGAGCCAGAGCGCGGAAAUUGGUCGGGAAAACUAGACUUUCUAUUGUCAUGUAUCGGGUACGCAGUGGGAUUAGGAAAUGUUUGGCGAUUCCCCUACCUCUGCUACAGGAACGGAGGGGGCGCUUUCCUCGUACCUUACGUCAUCAUGUUGUUGGUGGCUGGGCUACCCCUAUUCUUCCUGGAGUUGUGUUUAGGUCAGUUCUCCUCUCAAGGACCAGUCACUGCUUGGUCACUAAGCCCUCUCUUCAUGGGUAUUGGUUGGGCUAUGAUUUUGAUCAGUGCAAUGGUGUGUACCUACUAUAACGUCAUCAUCAUGUACGCCGUAUACUACAUGUUUGUGUCCUUUGUCAACCUUGACGACGAGUUACCAUGGCAGCGGUGUGGAAAAGCUUGGAACACUGAAAGGUGUAGGGAUGAACCAUACCCUGAUCUCACAAAUAUGAAUGAGACUAUGAAAGUGAACGCCACUCUAGGAUUGAAAGACCAAACCUGUCUCACGAACAUGCUCACAAAAUUGAGCACCAAACUCGGGGAAACCUUCACAUCAAUAGCGCAACUCAACUCCACAAUACUAACAGAUCAUACAGACGAUUGUGACAUCCAAUUUGAGACAGCAAGCAGUGAAUAUUGGAAUCGAUACGUUCUGAGGGUACAUGAAUCUGAUGGUCUUGAGGACAUCGGAGGCGUGAGUCUGAAAAAUGUCCUCUGUCUUCUCAUCUGCUGGCUCUUCAUCUUCUUCUGUCUAAUGAAAGGUGUUAAGUCAUCUGGAAAGGUGGUGUAUUUUACCGCUACAUUCCCAUACGUGGUGCUCCUUAUCCUGCUCGUCCGUGGUGUGACUCUGCCAGGCUACUACAAAGGAAUCGAGUUCUACAUCUUUCCUAAAUGGGAGUUGUUGAAAAAUGCUAAGGUGUGGGGAGACGCCGCCACACAGAUAUUUUACUCACUUGGACCAGCCUUUGGGGGUCUUCUGACCAUGGCUAGUUACAACAAGUUCCAUAACAACUGUCUACGAGAUGCUGUGAUCGUAUCGUUCAUCAAUUGUGGUACCAGUGUGUUCGCCGGAUUCGCCAUUUUCUCUCUGCUUGGUUAUAUAUCUUAUACCACCAAUGUUCCCAUUGAUAAGGUGGCCGACGACGGGCCCGGUUUAGCCUUCAUUGCUUACCCAGAAGGCAUCGCCAGAUUACCCAGUCCACCUAUAUUCGCCUUCCUGUUCUUCUUCAUGUUAUUUACCCUGGGACUUGACAGCCAGUUCGCCAUGAUGGAAACAGUCAUAAGCGGUAUCACAGAUGUCUUCCCCAGGCAGCUAAGGAGCAAGAAGGCGCUGUUUACAUUCUUUUGUUGUAUGGUCGGUUUUGUCCUGGGUAUCCCCCAGACUUGCAAGGGAGGAAUUUACUUACUCACGCUCGUUGAUUGGUACUCCGGAAGUUACAAUCUUAUGAUCGUCAGCUUCGUCGAAGUUGUUGGAAUAAAUUAUGUAUACGGAAUAAACAAUUUCCGACAAGAUAUCGAGCUGAUGCUGGGGAAAAAGAGUCCAAUUAUAUGGGCCUAUUUCUAUACCAUGUGGUGUGCCAUAACUCCACUCGCCAUCUUGUUCAUCGUAAUCAUGAUGGCCAUCAAUUACUCUCCGGCCGUACUGGGGGAUUACACCUACCCUCCAUUCGCCGAGGCUAUUGGCUGGAUGAUGGUAAUGGCGCCCCUUGUUCUAAUCAUCAUCGGUGCUAUCGUACAGAUGAUUCGUAAGGGAGGGAUUCGUGCCGCCAUCAAAUCGGAGCCGGAAUGGGGUCCAGCUAAUGACGAGGACCGUAAAGGUCCUAGGUAUGCCCCUAUACAGACCUUGCAAGCCGCUCCUGAUGGUAACGGACAUUAUCCCUCUAAUGUAGGUUAUAACAGUGAGAAGGGUAACAUCUACAUGGUUGGCCAGGACAAUAAAGCCAUGACGCCAGAACAAGAACGACUCUAG